AUGGUUAUGGAGCCAGCAGAUAAUCACUCGUCAUUUGUAGAGCCGUCGAGAAUACGUGUGCUCGUAGUCCCUGUCGGUAAAUGGCGAAGAAAGGAGUUUGUGGAUGCCGUAAACCGUUUGAAACAGUACAGUGAAAUCAGGCUGCUGGACAUCACACCAAUUGACAGUUCACUGUUCACUCCACAGGGGUUUCCGCAAGGAAGGCUAUUCUUCAAGUUCCUCACAGUCGGAAUCAAUGAUUCUAUGGAUCUGUUUUUGUAUGAUUUUGAGCCUUUCAGGAAAACUUUUGUAGUCAUUGGACUAGUGAAUGAUGACAGCGAUGCACAACAUAAUAUCAAGAUCCUGAAAGAAAAAUACGCUACUGUUAUUUCACAUAAUAUGAUAUACACAACGAAGACUAAAGGUUCAGGAUGCUCUAACGUGUUUUAUAGUCCUGGUAUGAUCGAAGGUCUGGAAACAAUCGCGUGCGAUAUCGGCAAAAAUUUCCUUUUAGCUUUGAAUCAUUAUUACUCUUCAUACAAGCAUAUGACUCUGCGAUCACCAGGCGCUAUUGGUGGCAAUUCUGUGCUGAAAACGAGUUUGACCGUCAGAGCUUCGGCAAGUACAAUAUCCUUUUCUGCUGGAAAUGUGGCAUCUAAGAGGUUAUCGUCCAUGGAAGUCACAACUAAUAAUAUCAAAAGGUCAGCAUCGCUAAAAAUUUCGAAGACAUUGACUCCGUCGGAAAAUAGAAAUCAACAACGAUCUCAAGGAAGGCAGCUCAAGAUUCUAGGUAACUUCCAGCUAUUGUCAGGUAGAUAUAAAGAUGCUUUACAGAGUUUUACAGAAGCUGUAGCUUCGUUGCAUAAAAUCAAAGACUAUCUUUGGCUUGGAUCCGCGCUCGACGGUGUGGCAAUUUGUUUUCUAAUGCUUUCUUAUUUGAACAUGCCCUUCCAAAUACCGCAAAUUGUAAAUGUCCUGUGUCCGACUCAGACGAUAAAUGGUACGACAGAUAUGAGCUCUCCUAGAAACAGUGUUAAUUUUACUCCCCUCGGAUCUCCAAGAGCUUCCUCUAGUUCAGCUGUGUCAAUGGCUGUGGUGGACGCUCAAAAUGUCAACUUGCCUCUGUUAGUGAAAGCAAUAUCUGAGAAAGUUUUGUACUAUUAUGAAAUGACUUUAUCAGAUAUCACUGAUUAUGCUCCUCAGGUUGUUUAUUCAGAGCUACUAUUGAAGACACUAACUUUCAUGGUUUCAUUCUCCAAUAAUACCGAAUUAUCACCGGAUGUACUGAAAUCAAUCACAGAAGGAAAGUUGCCCUUGCAUGACAAAGAAAGGCACGCUUCAAUUGAACCAUUUUUUUCGAAGCCAGAGAUAUACUAUUUUGCGAACAAGAUUUUCGAGUUGCAGCUGAAGGAAAUGAGUAUUGAGUCCCAAACAAGAAUAUAUAUUGUGUUGGCAGAGAUAUAUGGCUCACUUGGAUUUAUGCGAAAGAAAUCUUUUGUCCUCAGACUGUUAAUGGUUGCCUUGAUGUCAAACUCUUCUCAAAUGUGCUGGAAUCUAGACUAUAAAAGUCUUUUUAGUGAGAUAUUAAUACUGUAUGGUGUCGAUCCUUAUUGCUCUUCAAAUGUAUUGCCUUUCUCAAACUCAACGAAACCGACUUGGUUGAUUUUGCAAAAAAGAUGUCUUCAGCUGUGCCUGACUGUAGCAAAUAAAGUCGGCGAUAAUGAGUCCGCAGCACGGUUUGCUGUUCUGUUGAUCAAGAAAUACACACAUCUUUUGAAUCGCUCAGAACAGCAAAGCCUCUUUGAAGAUUUCUUAAAGCCUUUGGUAGAAGGCGGUCAUAUAAAAGAGUAUAUGGAUCCAUUCAUGCUCAGAGAAAUCAAACUAAUUAGAUUAGAAAAUGGGACUUAUUCUGCCGAAAAUGAUGGGAUUCCAGUCGAAUCAAAGCUGACGCAGUCUGACAAAUCAAAUGCUCCAGCUUCGCAAAUUGAUACACACGAAGUCUUCAAUCCUUUCAAGGAAGUUAAGCCUACUAAAGACUCUGAUCAGGCGACCCCGAAUGAGAUGAGAAAUAUUUUCUUGGAGAAAGAUAAAGGAGUCAUUACAUGUGUGGUACAGAAUCCUUUCAAGUUUGAAAUAAGUAUCGAUGAGGUACAAUUCAACUCCAGUACACUCAAAUUUUGCGCCCUAGGGAAGAAUAAUAUCAGUGCGAAGACGCCGUUUAUAGUAUCACCUGAAUCCAUAAGAAUGAUCAACCUGCCUAUGGAAAUUAGAUCUUCUACAAACCACAAGUGGCACACAUUGAGCUCAUUGAAAUUUUCUGUCAUAGGUUUGCCUUUGCAAGAAUUUAAGAUAGUUCCCUCUGAAAAUAAAUCGCAAAACUUGCAACAGGAUCAUAAACGGUACAAUACGGAAAAGAUUGAGAUGAAAAUUUUACCUGAUCAACCUGAAUUACAAUUCAUUCAAACAAAAAAUAUGCCUGAUAACUCUUUCAUGAUAAUGCAUGGAACUAAGAAGAGGUUAUUCAUAACUUUCAGAAACAAAUCAUUAUCUUGCAGCAUUGAUUAUUUGCAUUUUUCACAUACAACCAAUGUAGAAAAAUCAAUGAAGCCAAAUUACUGGAAAAAAUUACCCUUAGAUGACAUUUACGCCAUGGAUAAACAGCUGGAGUGGCUAAAAAACUCAUCUGUAAAAAUAAUCAAUGCGCCGUCCAAAAUUAUUCCUAAUGAGACUGUCACUGUUGAGCUUGAAGUCGAUGCUGUUUCGGUUCCUUUUCAAUAUAACGGAUUUGAUCUUUGGAUAGAUUAUGGGAUGAUUUCCGGUGACAAGCAAUGUAUAUACCUUAAAAAACUUCUUUUACCUUUCAAAGUGACGUUGAAAAGAAGUAUUGAAAUCCCAAAUGUUGAGCUAGUACCCUUAAAUGAGCUACCCGCACCAAGUGUGAAGUCCGUUGAUUGGAUAAAUUACAUUAUGGAGCAGAGACGAAUGGAUAAGGCGUUUAAAGUUCAAGAUUUCAUUUUAUUACUCGUUGAUGUUCGAAAUUCAUGGCUUCAAGGCAUAAUUGCAGAAAUGGAGUACGGCGAUUUCAAAGGCAAAUCGCACCUGAUAGAAGGUUCUCAUACCACCCGGGUCAUAAUACCUAUUAAAAAAUUGCAUCCAAAUGAAACUCAAUUCAAGAAUAAGCCCAUUCCCAGAUUAUUCCAAGGAAGACAAUAUUUGAGCAGCGGUCUCAACGUAGAACAAGAAAAUGAGAUGAGGGAAAAGUUCUGGUCUAGGGAGCAUGUACUGUCCCACCUCAUCUGUAACUGGAAAUUAUCUGCCGAUACCUGUAUCAACGGAACAGUGGAUUUUUCUCAGUUUUUAGAUAAGUUUGAUUCCAGAAUGGUCGCGGUCCUAUAUCACCCUACAUCUUUCUGUCGUAUAUCAGUAGUUAUCGACAAGAAUAAAGUGGCUGUAGGGGAACAGAUCGAGGCCAAGAUUAGUGUCACUCCAACAACCGCAGCAACUCUAGAUCCACAUUCUAGGACAAAAACAAAGGCAAAAAAGAACAAUGUUAUGAAGAAAGCAAAUUCAAACGACUUGACAAUGAACAUCAUCAUAUUCGAUAGAUCUGCGUCUAAAGUCUUGUCAAAGUCGAACAGAAGAAUACUUUACAAUGGAACUCUAACGCAACACAUUUCGGCUUCAGAGCAUACUCAAGCCAACAUUGAGCUUCUUCCCAUCGAAAAAGGUAAUUAUGAGAUAACCGCAUGUAUUUCGGAACCGAGAGAUGAUGAACUCACAAUUGUCCAGUCGCAAUUCGAGCCAGUUCCAUUCAUUGUUACUUGA
Messenger RNA from Zygotorulaspora mrakii, 3804 nucleotides. It is a transcript of the gene TRS120, whose product is annotated as TRAPPII-specific subunit TRS120. The transcript has a single exon. The record is from RefSeq and is a predicted model, not a curated record. Lineage: Eukaryota; Fungi; Ascomycota; Saccharomycetes; Saccharomycetales; Saccharomycetaceae. The coding region runs from base 1 to 3804 and encodes 1267 amino acids. Gene Ontology annotation, cellular component: trans-Golgi network.